GGAAGAAAAGCACUAACUCUCACCCUCCGAAUCCCAAACGAAGAAAACCAAGCAAUUCAAGAUCUGAAAAAAUGGCGUUAGAAUGGGUGGUACUCGGUUACGCCGCCGCAGCCGAAGCGAUAAUGGUGCUUCUCCUCACCAUCCCCGGCCUCGACGCUCUCCGCAAAGGUCUCGUCGCCGUCACGAAGAAUCUCCUGAAACCGUUUCUCUCGGUGGUUCCGUUUUGCCUCUUUCUUCUCAUGGACAUUUACUGGAAGUAUGAAACCAGGCCUAGCUGUGAAGGCGAUUCGUGCACUCCGACGGAGCAUCUCCGUCAUCAGAAAUCGAUUAUGAAGAGUCAGAGGAACGCGCUUCUCAUCGCGGCCGCGCUUUUGUUCUACUGGCUUUUGUAUUCGGUGACGCAUCUUGUUGUUAAGAUCGAUCUGCUUAACCAGCGUCUUGAGCGUCUCAAGAGGACUGAGUGAAGCACUGGUUGAGAUAAGUCUAUCGGAUUUGUGUUCUUUGUUGUUAUUUGGUUGUUAUUAUCUUAGUAAGCCACAGUUUACAAUUCCUAUCCGUUUUUCUUUGUUUGUUAUGUAGAUCUACAAUUUCUAUGUUUGAAUGAUUACAAAACCAUUAUUGGUUGAUAUAA
This is a messenger RNA of Vicia villosa (hairy vetch), 631 nucleotides long. RefSeq lists its product as uncharacterized. Gene Ontology annotation, cellular component: endoplasmic reticulum; endoplasmic reticulum membrane. The coding region runs from base 72 to 464 and encodes 130 amino acids. Gene Ontology annotation, biological process: endoplasmic reticulum to Golgi vesicle-mediated transport; intracellular protein transport. The record is from RefSeq and is a predicted model, not a curated record. The transcript has a single exon. NCBI's taxonomy places the organism in Eukaryota, Viridiplantae, Streptophyta, Magnoliopsida, Fabales, Fabaceae.